Linum trigynum is the source of this 3810-nucleotide messenger RNA. The record is from the annotation of a GenBank genome assembly. Lineage: Eukaryota; Viridiplantae; Streptophyta; Magnoliopsida; Malpighiales; Linaceae.
AUGUCAACCCUCCUCCUCGUCGCCCUCCAACUACUCCUCUUCAUCACCCUCCUCCUCCUCCUCCCCUUCCUCCGCCGCCGCGUCACCUCCCCACCUCCUCCUCCUUCCCCCACCACCGCCUCCUCUCCUCCCUCCACCACCACCACCUCCCUCUCUCCCCUCCAACCAAACUACGACGCCUUCAUCAGCUUCCGCGGCGACGACGUCCGGGACACCUUCCUCAGCCACCUCCACAACCACCUCAGCCACCACAAGAAGAUCCUCACAUACAUGGACGACGCCGACCUCGCCCGGGGACAAUCGAUCUCGCCUUCGCUCUCCGCGGCGAUCGAGAGGUCAACGGUCUAUAUAGUGAUUUUGUCGCCCAACUACGCGGGGUCCAGGUGGUGCUUGGACGAGCUCGUGAUGGUGCUGGAGUGCCGCGAGCGUUAUGGUAGGAAGGUGGUUCCGGUUUUCUACGGCGGGGUGAGCCCCGGUGACGUGGGGAAUGGAGUUGGGAGCUACGGGAAGAAGAAGCUGCCGCGGGAGACGGAGGAGGAGAAGGUUCGGGUUUGGAGAGCUGCGUUGACGAAGGUGGCUCAGAUUUCUGGGUUCGAUUCGCGGGUCAUCAGGCCUGAAACUAGACUCAUAGAGGAAAUAUCAAGAGUCGUACUUGAAGGAAUGCACAACAGAACACCACUACCACCAACAACAACAAUGGCUUCACAUUUUAAUAAUACUUGGUUCAUUGGAGUAAACGAGAGGAUGAUGCAAAUCAAACAACUAUUAUGCUUGGAGGCACAUGAUAACCGAACGGUAGGGUUGUGGGGGAUGGGCGGGAUAGGAAAGACCACUCUCGCUAGAGCCAUAUUCGAUACAUUCUCUUGUCAAUUCGAAGCUUCCGAAUUCAUAGAGAAUUUCACCCAACAGCUGAUCGGGUCUCAGGUGUUUGACUUGCAAGACAAGUUAUUCUCGAGAUUGUUGGGUGAUGACAACAACACGUAUCGAACACAUGCUCACGUGAAGCUCGAUCGCCUUCGUCGCGUAAGAGUGCUUAUUGUCAUUGAUGAUAUAGGUAACGAUGUAGGCAACAUCGGACCGUUAGAGGAUCUCUUGACCAGACAGACAUGUGACAUGUUUGGACCGGGAAGUAGAAUCAUCCUGACGAGCAGGAACAAACAACUUCUUGCAAACCUAUGCAAUCACAUUUACGAAGUCAAGGGUUUGAAUGAUAUUGAAGCUCUUCAACUCUUCUACUUGCAUGCGUUCAAAAAGGAUUCUUCUUCUUCCCUACCGAGUGGUGGCUAUGUGGAAAUGUCAUGGAUGGCAGCUAAUUAUGCCGAUGGGAAUCCUUUGGCUCUUAAGAUUUUGGGGUCUCAUCUAUGUGGUAGAGAUGAGGAGUUUUGGGCUCGUGAGUUGGGUGCAUUGCGAAAUCACUCGAACCGUGUGGUUGAGAAUGUGUUGAGGAAGAGCUACGAUGGGUUGAGCCAAGUCGAAAAGAAUGUGUUUCUUGACAUUGCGUGCUUUUACCCUACAUGGAGUAGGGAUACAUUAGGGUAUUUUGAGGAAAAAGUGAUAGACGGGUGUUAUGAAGAGUAUGGUGGUGGUAUGAACCUCGUCACUAAUCUCAUUGAUAAAUCUCUUGUAAGUGUCGAAGGUAAUAACGAGUAUUCUUUCAUCGCCAUGCAUAAACUGCUUCAGAGUUUCGGCCAACGGAUGGUUAAUGGAGAAAAUAGAGUUUGGAAACGUUCAAGGUUGUGGGAAGCCAAAGAUAUAUAUUACCUAUUGAGACAAAACAAGGGGACUGAAGCGGUUGAAGGCAUCGUUUGGAAUGUAUCGAAUCUAACUUAUGAGGUCAAAGAUAUACAAAUUGUGGCUGACGCUUUUGAAAGAAUGGAGAAUCUACGUAUGCUUGUGAUUUGUUAUUCGAGGAGUGAAGCUGUACUAAGGCGACGCAAACUGAUUGUACCUGAAAGUGGGUUGACUUGUUUGCCAGACUCAUUGAAGUGCCUGGAUUGGGAGUCCUUCCCUUCCAAAUCCUUGCCUCCCAAUUUUUCUCCUCAAAAUCUCGUCACGCUUGAGUUGGUUAAUAGUGACAUUCAACAACUUUGGGAUGGCAAUACACGUUAUCAGGAGUUGGGGAAUUUGAAAUCUCUCAAUCUGGGUGGAUGCAUAUACCUCAAGAAGUUGCCAAAUGUGUGCACAGCCAAGAAGCUCGAGCGAUUAGAUCUUUCGUAUUGCCAAAGUUUACUCGAGCUUCCACCCUCAAUCCUAUACCUCCCAAAGCUGAAAGAGAUUUUGUUGUGGUACUGCAUAAGUCUAGAGUUAAACAACUUAGAAGAUCACUUGAACGACGUCGACGACGAUGAUGAUGACAUAGAAACAGUAUUACCAAGUCUCCAAACAUUAUCCCUAAGCGGUACCAGAAUCAAGAAGAUCCCUGAUUUCCUCUGCCGCUUGCAGAUCUUGCAGCUUGGAUGUAAUGAGUGCUCAAUGAUGACAGAAUUCCCAGUCAUCCCAAGCCUCGAGGGAUUGCGUCUGGGCAAUACCCUAAUCAAAGAAGUAGACUUCCUUCUCAAGUUAAAGGAAUUGUUCUUCACGUCCAAUGACCAGCUAACUCACCUCUCGACCGAGAUCUAUAAGUUGAAAUGCGUAGAAAGAAUCAAUCUCUCAAAAUGCAUCCGACUAGAGGAAUUCCCCGAGAUUUUGGAAGCGAUGGAAUCCCUAGUUGAAGUCGAUUUGAGUGGAUGCAUCAACUUAAGGUGGAUUCCAUAUAGCAUUAGUAAUAUAGUCCAUUUGGAGAUGCUUGACCUAAGUGGUACGUCGGUCGAGUAUUUGCCCUACACGAUUGGUGAUCUCACGUUUCUGAAAAUUUUGAUACUAGAUGGUUGUACCAGACUUGCUAGGCUUCACAGUAUCUGCCUGCUAUAUAGUUUGACAUGGCUGGACGUGUCUAAUUGUGGUGAACUGCGACAUUUACCGUUCCUUCCUUUGGAUUUGAAACGUCUGAAUGCAUACAAUUGCAAGUCACUUGAGACAAUAUCAUACGCUGGAGAACACGAUCUUGUUAGAAGUCAAUGGAGGUUGGGUAACUGUCCGAACUUGGAUAUCGACGUGUCCAUUCGUCUUCUAUAUAAGUUUAUCCGUGAUGUUGUGGAUCCGGUUCCACGUUAUGAUCUACAUUGCCCGCUUCUUAUUGUACCGGAAGAAAGUGUAGGUUGGGCAGAAUGUAUGGUUGGGGGAGAAACGAGCGCGGGAGGCUCGGUGAUGGUGGAUUUGUAUCACCCUUGGAAGUUAAAGGGGGUUAUAUGUUGGGCACUCCUUGACUCCUCGUCCUUUGUUACCGUCAACAAGGCUUUGUACAAUUUAGAGUGUUCAUGGAGCAUGAUCUACGACGACGACGGCGGCGAGGAGGAGGACGAAGAAGAUCGUGGUCACGACGACGAGCGACGUCAUUUCUCUAGUUGUCUUGUUCGACGAGAUGUGACUCGAUGUGAGCAACUCGGCGGGGUGUUCUUGUGGUACGAUAGUCUAAACAUGUGUAAGUAUCAAGCUAUGGAGGAAGGGAAUGCUAGGAUUAAUUUUUCCUUGUGUGCUGCGGAAAUGGUGGGGGGCUGCUCAUGGAGGGAGGUGGAGUUGCAGGACUUCAUGAUCAAGAGUUGUGGGAUUAAACUAGUAUAUGACGAAGAUGAUGAUGAGGAGGAGGAGGAGGAGGAGGAGGAUGACGACGACGAAGAUGAUGAGGAGGAUGACGAAAAUGAUGAUGAUGAGGAGGAGGACGAUGAUGAUGAUGAGAAAGAGGAUGAGUCUAAAAAAAAUUCGUCAAUCUGA